CAAUGAAACUAUUAGGGCUACAAAAUAAUUGAUGGAAAUAAUCUACAAACAAAAAAGUGUUAUAAAUAUUUGACUCAUUAAAGUAGCCUCCGGGCAAAUAUGAGAGCUGAACGCACUUCAGAUCAAUCAAAUAUUCUUCAGCAAAUUCCUCCCAACUCUGUUGUGGAGGUUCUCACAACCGUGUGGCUGUUUAUUGGACAUGAGUUACAUUAGACUUUUAAUUAAAACUAACAAAUGUACUGCACAUAUAAAUACCGGUAGGGGGAAAACGGGCGCACAGUUGAGUUUUGGUGAAUCCCGCGGAUUUUUUUUUUUUUUUUAAUUUAACUUCAUCACUUAUUUUACUUUACCAUUUCAAGCUAUUCAUUAGACUUGGACUAUAAUUGUUGUCCAAUUAUAAAACUUUCGAAAGUUUAGCUAAUAAGUCGUCAACGUUAAGUGGGUUUGAGUGUAUUUCUACAGGAAAUAGAUAUACAUAGUCAUAGAAUGACGUGAAAACAAAAAAAGGAAGGAAAUAAUACUUUUUUUUUCCAAAACGGUCGCAUUUGACACGAAAAAAUAUUCCGUUUAUUUUACUGUAUUUUUCGGUCAUUUUUUAUGUCGAAUCUGCUUUCAUUGUUUGUAGCCUUCCGUGACUUGAACGUGUCAACAAAACCACGUGACCAGCAGUGCGGAAAUACCGCACUCUUGUUGUCAGACGAGAAGAAUGAGAAGGAGCCAUCACAUGUCCGCCUCUUGAGCUUCAAACAUGGCUCGCUCGGAGAUCCGCGUCUGUUUCUUCGUCGCUUUGGUGUUUCUUCACGUCGUCAGCGCACUGAAGAAUCAAACGUGGCCGGUGCCGUACAGACGCUUCGACCACCGUCCGGAAGCGGACCCUUACUGCCAAGCGCUUUACCCGUUCUGUCCCACCGGAGACCGCGACGGCCGCAUCCCCGACAUGAGGGACGCCGACGUCGUCGGGGUGUAUCGGCUGCAGACGCCCGUCUGGGAAUUCAAGUACGGGGACGUCCUGGGAAAACUCCACAUCAUGCACGACGCCGUCGGCUUCAGGGACGUCCAGACGGGGGCCAACUACACUCUGGAGUGGUACGAACUCUUCCAGCUGGGAAACUGCACCUUCCCGCACGUCAGAGACGACGUCUACGCCCCCUUCUGGUGCAACCAGGGGGCCGCGUGCUUCUUUGACGGCAUCGACGAUUUCCACUGGGCGCAGAACGGAACCUUGGAGAAAAUAGCAGAAAUCAGCGGCGAUCAGUUUAACGAUUUUGCCCGGUGGGUGCGCGACGACAACACGACGGGCAUCUACUACGAGACGUGGACGGUGCUGUCCCACCCGGGUCCCGACGCCGCCGUCUGGUUCGAGUCGUACGACUGCUCGCAGUUCGUGCACCGCGCUCACCGCAAGCUGAGCGCGCUGGGCGCCAAACUUUCCAGCCGCUCCCAGACCAACUACACCAAGAUCUACCUGUACAGCGGAGAACCCGCCUACCUGGGCAACGACAGCGCCAUCUUCGGCCAGCCGGCGCUCAAGAACCUGGCGAAGGACAUCCGGGAUUUUUACAAGGUCUUCCGACCCCACCGGUCCGUGGCGGAGUUCGCCUUGAGCCUGCUGCGGGCCUACGAGAAGGUGGUGUUGGACAAAAACUUCUACUUGUACUACAACUUUGAGUACUGGAAGCUGCCCAUGAAGCCUCCGUAUGUGCGCAUCCGAUACGAGGAGGUGCCUUUGCCUUAGAACCCACAACUCGAAAACCAUCUCAGUGAUUGUGCGGAAUCAGACUGCAGCAGAUUUUUCUGUUCUCGUACAAGUUUUCAACGUAUCUCAGUUCGCUGAGUAUGACACUGAAUAGCCAGGGGCGGUUAACAAAAAUGAGCGAAAAAAGUGAGUUACGAGCAGGAGCAAGUUGCACCUUAUGAAAACGAGAACUUACCGUAAUUUCCGGACUAUAGAGCGCACCCGAUUAUAAGCCUCACCCAGCACAUUUUUAAAGGAAAAACCAUUGUGUACAUACACAAGCCGCACCUGAUUAAAAGCCACACGUGCCCACAUUGAAACACGAGCAUAUUUACAAAGACGGUACACAGAAAGAGUUUUCAAAGUUUUCAUAAUAUACCUUAGCUUCUAUUUCCAAACCGUGCCUGUAACACAGCAGCAACGGGCUAGCACAGCGCUAACAGGCCUGGUUAAAAAAAAGCAACAACAUACCGGUAAAAGACACUGGGACACGGCAUUAACUCAGCAGCAACAUGCUAGCACAGCGCUAAGGCAAGCAUAGUGCUAACAGGGCCAGUUAAGAAAAAACAUAACGGUAAAAGUCACUGAGAUGCAGCAAUGACAUAGCAGCAACACGCUAGCACAGUGCUAACGCUAGCAUAGCUUUAACAGGGCCAGUUAAGAAAAAACAUACUGGUAAAAAUCACUGAGACGCAGCAGUAACACACCAGCACAGCGCUAACAGGGCCAGUU
This is a messenger RNA of Syngnathoides biaculeatus (alligator pipefish), 2467 nucleotides long. It is a transcript of the gene cln5, whose product is annotated as CLN5 intracellular trafficking protein. Gene Ontology annotation, molecular function: hydrolase activity, acting on glycosyl bonds. Gene Ontology annotation, biological process: lysosome organization. NCBI's taxonomy places the organism in Eukaryota, Metazoa, Chordata, Actinopteri, Syngnathiformes, Syngnathidae. Gene Ontology annotation, cellular component: lysosomal membrane; lysosome. The record is from RefSeq and is a predicted model, not a curated record. The transcript is spliced from 4 exons. The coding region runs from base 749 to 1735 and encodes 328 amino acids.